This is a messenger RNA of Triticum urartu, 2095 nucleotides long. Lineage: Eukaryota; Viridiplantae; Streptophyta; Magnoliopsida; Poales; Poaceae. The record is from RefSeq and is a predicted model, not a curated record.
ACAAGGAAUUUGCUCCGGAUUGCUAUAUACAACAUCAGCUACAUCAGAGGCCUAUUCCCUGAGAAGUACUUCAAUGAUAAGUCUGUUCCGGCACUAGAGAUGAAGAUUAAGAAGCUGAUGCCCAUGGAUGCUGAAUCCAGGAGGUUGAUUGAUUGGAUGGAGAAAGGUGUCUAUGAUGCCUUACAAAAGAAAUAUCUCAAGACCCUUCUCUUCUGUAUAUGUGAGAAGGAGGAAGGCCCAAUGAUUGAAGAGUAUGCCUUCUCAUUUAGCUACCCCAACACAAACGGGGAGGAAGUUGCAAUGAACAUGAGUCGCACAGGGAGCAAAAAGAAUAGUGCCACAUUCAAGUCAAAUGCAGCAGAAGUCACUCCUGAUCAGAUGAGGAGCUCUGCUUGUAAGAUGAUCAGAACGCUAGUUUCACUUAUGAGGACCUUGGACCAAAUGCCAGAGGAGCGAACCAUUCUAAUGAAGCUGCUAUACUAUGAUGAUGCUACACCUGAGGAUUACGAGCCUCCCUUCUUUAAGGGUUGUGCUGAGAAUGAGGCCGUAAAUAUAUGGAACAAGAACCCCUUGAAGAUGGAAGUGGGUAAUGUCAAUAGCAAGCAUCUUGUAUUAGCUUUGAAGGUUAAGAGUGUCCUUGAUCCAUGUGAUGCUAAUGAUGCUAACAGUGAUGAUGACAAGAUGAGCGUGGGUCAUGAGUCAGACCAAGAUGACUUUACGGACACCGAGGUUCACCCAUCUGAAGUGGAUCGUUACGUCAUUGCUCCUAAUGAUGGUAAUGGCAAAGGUCAAAGUGGUACAAACUCAGAUGAUGAAACUCAAGAUGCUGCUCAUGAGGAAGAGCUAACAGCUCAAGUAAGAGCAUGGAUAUGCUCAAGAAACAUGGGUACUGUUAAUGCUUCAGAUGUCCUUUCCAACUACCCUGACAUAUCAUUGGAAAUGGUGGAAGAUAUUUUGGAGAGGCUACUUAAAGAUGGUUUACUUUCGAGGGCAGGCAAGGAUGGUUAUGCUGUUAACAAGAUUACUGAUCCCAAAACACCCUACAUAAAGGAAGAGGUUGCCAUGCACAAUGUUUCACCUACUGAAGGAACCAAGAACAACAGUGGAGAUCUGAUGUAUAUGAAGGCAUUGUACCACGCACUUCCAAUGGAUUAUGUGACUAUAGCUAAGCUUCAGGGCAAGCUUGAUGGCGAAGCCAACCAGAGCACAGUCCGAAAGUUGAUGGACAAAAUGGUGCAAGAUGGAUACAUUAAGAAUUCAGGCAACAGAAGAUUAGGCAAAGCUGUCAUUCACUCUGAAGUCACCAACAGAAAGCUCAUUGAGAUAAAGAAGAUACUGGAAGUUGAUAUCACUGAAGACAUGGCAAUUGAUACCAACGCAAGGCCUGCUGAGUUUGAUCGCAGAGAUCACCAAACGGCUGACCAGGAAAUGAAAGAUGGCUCGACAAACGGCCGCUUCCAGUCAGUUGGAUCCGAUCUUACCCGCACACGGGAGCUACCGGAGCAGCAGCAGACUAACAAGGACCCAAGCAGGACUCCCACAAGCAAUCGCGAGUCGGCCACGUCCCUGGAGAGUGGGGUGCUCGGGCAGAGGAUCAGGAAGUCUCUGGCUGGCAAAGAGUCGAUGUGCACGCCGGACAAGCGGACCAGGAAGGCCAGCAUGGUGAAGGAGCCGAUCCUCCAGCAGGUCAAGCGCCAGAAGUCCUAGUUCAGUGAGGCGGCACGGAAUCGCAAGGAGCCUCAGCGCAACUAACCCCACGUAGGUCAGGCGAAGAAGCAGAAUACCCCUAGUUCAGUACUACUUCAGUUCGUUCAGGUGCUUGAAACUUGUGAAGAUAGCGACAGAGCACCCCUUCCGGCAGAUGUAGAUCCUUGUCCCUAGCCCUAUCCUUGGUAGCAAAACGUAAACGAGAGAGACUUGUGCCCCCCCUGAGACGUGUUGUUUAUGAUGUUUGUUUCACUGGAGACUGCACCGAGGCCACUUUUGCCUGAAUGCUGAAACGUAGCAAUGUUGGUUGCUUCACGCCAUGGUUUGAAUGAUGUAUCUAUUUGAAUCCGUACUGAGCAGCGAUGAUCGGCGCAAGCUUUUUUCUUCU